AAGUGAAUAUGCGCUUUGGUGUGAAAAAUGUGCUUUUCAAUUAAUUGAGUGAAGUUGCUUUUAAUUUCGGGAAAAUUUGUCUUAAAAAAUGCUCGCCAUUCCGAAUAUUCUUGAUCUACCCUUGGAUUUAAUCAGCUUGAUAUUUUCGCACAUUCAGAACUUGGAAGAUCGACUGCAAUUGGCCCAAGUUCACUCCACACUCGCCAAUGGCUUCGCCUAUUACGCCUCUAAUGCCCACCGCAUGCUCGACUGUGACGAACUGCCUAUUUCGUACUGGUCAAAAAUAUUGUACCACGCUGGGGCAUCCGUUCUCACCAUUACAUUGCGAAACAAGGCCCAUAUUGUGGCUCUACUGAAGCUGGCCUCCGAUCAUUGCCCCAAUGUGGAGGAAUUACAAAUUCCGGUACGAUCCGAGUUUUGGAGUGUCAUCGUCCCAUUGCUAUUGUCACUGAAAAAAUUAUGCCGGAUUGGACUGCGGAACGAUUUUCGUGCGAUCGAUUUCAUCGAUACGUUGCAUGAAUUUCCAGGGCUAAGGAGUUUGUUUCUGAUUGGUUUCCCCAAUGAAAGUUUGAUUCGAGUCAAUGAGUUGCGUAAGCUAACAUCAUUGCGUAUAGUCAAUAGCGAACCGAUCGAUAUAUACGCAUGGUUUGCCCCAUUGAGAAACUUAAUAACAUUGGAAGUGAAGGUCGGUUUUGUUAAAUGUCCGGACCAUUUGGAUGGCAAACGACUGUGGCCAAAAAUGAAGUAUCUCAACUUUACUUAUGGCAUUUUUCUAUCCGAAUUGCCAUAUCUGCCGAAGCUUAAACAACUGGGCAUUGCCGAAAUUUUGCCAGCUAUGAAACUUUCCCAGAUGUUUGGCAAAUCGCUGUCAAAGUACGCAAAUACUUUGCGUGGAUUGCGUAUACUUUACGACAAUCAAACCAUCGAUGCCGACGAUGCAAAGACCAUUUCCGAAUUGAAGGCACUGAAACAUGUUUUCCUACCGGGCAUCAGUAAUAGAUAUAUUGGCCUCCUCAAGUCUGAUCAGCUGCAGGAGCUGUAUGUGCGAGACUCGAACCAUCUAACCAAUUCGGGCAUUCUGCGUGUGCUGCGUGGAUGCAAGAAUUUGCGUGUCAUCGAUUUCUUUGGUUGUAAAUACAUUAAUAAACACGUGGUUGGGCCGGCCCUCAAGAUUCUAAAGGAGAAUGGCGUUAAGCUCGAUAAUCCAGUGGAAUUGCGCGUAAAUAUGGAAUUUGGAAAUCAUAUUUCUCUCGAGGAUCUCAAGUUGUUGAUCAUCACACGGUCAACAGCUGAUGGGCAACUGAUCUAAGAUAUCUGAAACCGACGAAAUUAUGAUAAUCAUUAAUAAUUUUUUUUUUUUUUUAAGUUUUGUUAAAAUAUUUUUUAUUGAGACUGACUUUACACAUUCUUUGAAUUUUUUUAAACAAUUGACAUAACUUAAUCACAUUUAAGCAACCCCUUCUGCAGAAGAGGCUAAUGAAAGGUAAAAGAAACUGAAAAUUCAAUAACAAAAAAACUUGGAUAUAUUUGUUUGGGACAUAUGUAUAAAGUUAAUU
Molecule: messenger RNA, 1556 nt
Organism: Drosophila obscura
Lineage: Eukaryota; Metazoa; Arthropoda; Insecta; Diptera; Drosophilidae
Exons: 3
Coding region: 89-1309 (406 amino acids)
Source: RefSeq, a predicted model, not a curated record